GAAGCAAGACACGAUUUUGAGAGAAGUUUUAGACACCCAAUAGGAAUCUGAUUCUAUUUGUUCUUCUGGGAUUUUUCCAUUUUGUCUUGCACACUAAUUUUGUUACUACAAUGGCUGAAAUUGUUGUGGUUUUUGACUUUGACAAAACCAUUGUCGACUGUGACAGUGAUAACUGGGUUGUUGAUGAGUUGGGUUUCAGUGUUCUGUUCAAUCGUCUCCUUCCUACCAUGCCUUGGAACACUCUCAUGGAUAAGAUGAUGAUGGAGCUUCAUUCCAAUGGAAAAACCAUUGAUGACAUUGUGCAAGUUCUUCAGAGGAUUCCUAUACACCCCAGAAUAAUCCCUGCCAUUAAAGCAGCUCAUGCUCUAGGGUGUGAUUUGAGGAUUGUGAGUGAUGCAAACACGUUCUUCAUCGAGACAAUUUUAGAACACUUAAAAAUAAGGGAAUGCUUCUCAGAUAUAAGCUCUAAUCCAAGUUAUAUUAACGAAGAUGGAAGACUGCAAAUUUUGCCUUACCAUGACUUCAACAAGCUUCCCCAUGGAUGCACUUUGUGCCCUCCCAACAUGUGUAAGGGCAAAAUCAUAGAGAAAAUCCAAGAAUCAUUAGGAGAAAAGAAGAGAUUGAUCUAUCUUGGGGAUGGUAGUGGAGACUAUUGCCCAAGCUUGAGGCUGAAAGAACAAGAUUUUGUGAUGCCAAGAAAGAAUUUUCCUGUGUGGGAAUUGAUAUGCAAAGACCCUUUACUCAUUAAAGCUGAAAUUCAUGAAUGGAGCAAUGGAGAAGAGCUUGAGCGAAUUUCUUUGAGGCUAAUCAACAAAAUUUGUUCUGGAGAGAGUGCUGAGUUCAUUUCGUCCAAUUGCAAACUGCAUUUUAUGUGCGUGCUUGGUUCCGAUUAAAAUUCACGUUAUUGAUAAUUUUUUGUGUCAAUUUCGUUGUUCGUCUUCAUUUGACGUGCAUCAAACACAGUUAUCUGUGUUUUUGCUCAACUUCUGUCAGUUAACAAAUAAUAACAGUUUAAUGUCUGUGGAAAUCUGA
Molecule: messenger RNA, 1032 nt
Organism: Vigna unguiculata (cowpea)
Lineage: Eukaryota; Viridiplantae; Streptophyta; Magnoliopsida; Fabales; Fabaceae
Product: inorganic pyrophosphatase 2-like
Molecular function (GO): phosphatase activity
Source: RefSeq, a predicted model, not a curated record